UUCUGGAUCCGUGCCUGAUUUCUUUUAUAAAAUGAAUAAUACUCCUAAUACUCGAAAAAAAUUAAGUGGCUCCCAAUACCGAAAAGAAGCCAAGAAGAGGCAAGAGAAAGAAGAAGAAGUUUUGAAAAAACUAGGAGAAUAAGUAAUUAUUUAAUGCAUACUUUGCCAUGAAUACAGAUGAUGAUUCUGUGAAUAAUCCAUCUCCAUGUCCGUCUACAUCAACCACUAAUUUUGAAAAAAAUUCUUCUGAUUCCACUAUACGACAAAAGCUGAUUGCUGAAACAUCUAAACUACCUGAACCUGAAGAACAAAGCGCUACCCAUUCUGGUUUUGUAAGUAGUGAUCCAGCGGAGUGGAUAAUUAAGGAUACAACGAUUGAAAUUUUACUGGCCAGAGAAGUUAAUCAAAAUUUAAAUUGCGAUUUUAAUGAAACCAGAAUAUUUUAUGAACCUGGAAAAUUUAGAUAUCUGAAUAAAAAUAGUUUCAAAAGAAAAUUGAAAAAUGGAGAAGAAUACGAUUGAAAGUAUUUAAUAUACUCCCACAGUAAGAAGCCAUUAUUUUGUAUGCCAUGUCGAUUAUUUAGAGGCGAAUCUUCACUGGCGAAAGAAGACGGAUGUAACGAUUGGAAAAAUAUUAAUCGAAUACUGAGCUCACAUAAAAAUUCCAAAGAUCAUCACAUUUGCCAAAAAAACAUGUUAAAUCGAAGCAGAGCUAAUGAGAAGGUAGAUAAUAUGCUUUGUUCGCAAAUUGAUGCUGAAAUCCAUCAUUGGAAAAACGUUUUAAAACGAGUCCUGGCAGUGAUUAAAAAACUCAGCAGUCGAGGACUUGCUUUCAGGGGACAUGAUGAACGAUUUGGAUCAUUCCAUAACGGAAACUACAUGAUGUGUCUGGAAUUACUAGCAGAAUUUGAUCCAUUUUUAGCAAAUCAUAUUGCUAUUCGCGGAAAUCCUGGUAAAGGUAAUACGUCAUAUUUAUCGUCAACAAUUUGUAAUGAAUUUAUCAAUUUGAUGGGCAAACAUGUAACGAACAAAAUUGUAAAUGAAAUUAAACAGUGCAAGUACUUUUCUAUCGUCGUUGAUUCUACUUCUGAUAUUUGUCACGUAGAUCAAUUAUCGUUUGUUUUGAGAUAUGUGAAAGACUCUACUCCAGUGGAACGAUUUUUGCGUUUUUUACCAAAAGUAGGCCAUAAAUCUGAAAAAAUGGAGGACGCAGUUCUCCCAUUUUUGAAAAAUCUUGGAAUUGACAUAAACAACUGCAGAGGACAGUCAUAUGAUAAUGCCAGUAACAUGUCCGGCGCGUAUACUGGAUUGCAAGCGCGAAUAGUCAAACACAAUUCUUUGGCCAUAUAUGUCCCAUGUUCUGCUCAUUCUCUGAAUUUGGUUGGUUCAUGCGCUGCUGAGUGUGUUCCUGAAGCUUCAGCAUUUUUUAAUACCAUUCAGACCAUAUUCACAUUUUUUGCAGCUUCUACUAACAGAUGGGAUAUAUUUACAAGUAAUUUAAAAAACGGCCAAACAGUGCUGAAACGAGCAAAUGGCACUAGAUGGUCUUGUAAACACGACGCUUGUAAAAGUGUAGCUACAUGUUGGGCGGAAGUUAUACAAUCGUUGAGUAAUAUUCGAGACGAUAUGAUGGAGAAAGCUGCAACUCGGAGUGAAGCAAAAGGUUACAUAGACCAAAUAAACAAUUUUGAAUUUGUUUUUAUGAUAAUUUUUUGGAACACGUUAUUAGAACGUUUUAAUGCGACAAGUAAGUCGUUACAAUCGACCAUAAGAAAUUUAGAUACUGUUGUCCACCUUUAUAGAUCCUUGACAGAUUUUGUCACACAAUUGCGAAAUGAAGUGAUGUUUGAAAAAUUCAUAAUUAAAGCCAAACAAUCAAUCACGGAAGAAUAUAAAUUUGAUAUGAAGCGGGUCAAAACUAAAUCACUUUUACUGGGUGAAACACGAAAGAAUGAAACGAAACCGCAAAACGGAAAAGAUAACUUACGUAUAAAUGUAUAUUACCCAAUACUCGAUUGCAUUCACAUUGAACUGCAUAAAAGGCAACUGGCUUAUACUGAAGUGGCGGAAAGAUUCGAUUUUUUACUGCAUUUGAAAAAUUUUGAAGCGGACAUAAUUUUGAAAAAAGCGGAACAUUUACAGAUGCUGUAUAAAAAUGAUUUGGAUGACAAUUUUCCAACUGAGGUACUGCACUACAAAGAGUAUGAAAUUUUCAACUUCGAAUAGUUUAUUGAUGAAAAACUAGAGCAAACAUUUCCGAAUGUUUUUAUAGCUCUUAGAAUUCUUUUUUCCGUGGCAGUAUCGAACUGCACCGCUGAAAGGUCAUUUUCCGCACUAAAAAGAAUAAAAAUGUAUUUACGAGCCAAUUUACAGGAAGAAAAACUCAACGCUUUGUCCAUACUGUGUAUUGAGAACCGCAUCACAAACGAAUUAGAUUUUGACCACUUGAUAAAUGAUUUUUCCCAAUUAAAAGCUCGAAAAGAAUUGAUUUAAAUCA
Sipha flava (yellow sugarcane aphid) is the source of this 2496-nucleotide messenger RNA. Its product is annotated as zinc finger MYM-type protein 1-like. The record is from RefSeq and is a predicted model, not a curated record. Lineage: Eukaryota; Metazoa; Arthropoda; Insecta; Hemiptera; Aphididae.